This is a messenger RNA of Cydia pomonella (codling moth), 2371 nucleotides long. It is a transcript of the gene sand, whose product is annotated as TWiK family of potassium channels protein 18. The record is from RefSeq and is a predicted model, not a curated record. Gene Ontology annotation, molecular function: potassium ion leak channel activity. Gene Ontology annotation, biological process: potassium ion transmembrane transport; stabilization of membrane potential. The transcript is spliced from 13 exons. The coding region runs from base 1060 to 2298 and encodes 412 amino acids. NCBI's taxonomy places the organism in Eukaryota, Metazoa, Arthropoda, Insecta, Lepidoptera, Tortricidae. Gene Ontology annotation, cellular component: membrane.
ACAUUGUUUUAACAAACGGAAACAAUACCAAAAAUUGCGGAGUAGAUUCCUAGAACGACGUGUUUGUACUAAAUAAUUACAGCGCCAAUAAUAUGAGCUUGCUUGUUUAAAACUGCGGGUCGAUGGUUUGAAUCCUGGCCUGGAACGUUAACGAGUUCAGACGAUGAUUUUUUAUAACAAUCUUUUCAUUUCGGCUAAGGUUUUUUCAUAUUUCUAUUUAGUAAAUGACGUGCGCUACGAGUUCACUGCUGCGUCUGCGCAAGUUUGAUCUAUAGCGCGUCGUAAACCGACGGCGCAGCGGUUAGUCGCUGCCUGCGCCUCGGCCACCAACAUUCCUCACACUAAACAAAAAUCUAAGACUAAACCUAACUUAUUGUGGACGCUAAACGUGGUGUGCGCUUAUGUUGAGAUCUUAGACCUCAUAAGAGCACGGUAGAAAUAAGUGAUAACUGUAGUGAAAUGUUAGUGACAAACCGAUAAGUGUUAUGAUAAAGCCUAAACUCACAAGUGCUACAAGUGCUACAAACUGUAGACUAUAAUUUUAUUCCUUAAGAUCCUGGUCAAAGCUUUUUGUGAAAAAGUGUAGACUAGGAUCUAUUUUGAAAAACACGUAAGAAUUUUUAGACAAGUGUUUAUCUUUUACUAGUAACUAGUUUUCUUAAGUGUUUUUCUUGAUUUCGUUUGAGCAAGCUUUCAUUUAAUUGAAGUGUGGAUUUUAUCGAACCUAUAAUUGUGAAAUUGGUGUUAGAUUGUUAGUUUCUACUUGGAUUUUCUUAGUGUGCUGUGUUGUGUCUGGAUUAGAGAGGCAGCCUUGUUUAUUUUAUCCUGUUGCAAUCUGAUUAAUUAAAAAAACUAGCUGAAAUAAAAACAUGGCGAUUAGUUAGCAAAUACUUCAAAAUCAUAUCAUUUGCCAUUCACACAAGUCCACGCGACAUCAGCAAUGACACAAAGUAUUAGUAAGCGCUAACCGGGUCAUCGCCCAGAAAUGCUCAUAGGUGGAAAGAGUUUUGACAUGUGGUGAAUCCAAGAUGGCGGCAUUAGACGCGACAGGAUGACAGCAUGCCCCGGCGCAGGAGGAGACUGGCGUCACGCCUGAGGGACUACCUGCGCAACUUCCUGGCCUUCUUGUUCAGCAACGUCGGCGUGGUGGUGCUGGUCGUCGCUUAUACUGUGGCUGGUGCAUUUAUGUUUCGGGCGAUAGAAGGUGCGAGCGAGAUGGAGCGAGCGCACAACAUGACGCUAGAGCGAGACAACACGGCGCAGUGUCUAUGGCAGGACGUGCUCAAAGUCAACAUAUUUAAUGACACAUAUCUUAAACACAGGAUAAGCAUCACAAUCCAGCAGUACCAAGACAAGGUGGUGUACGCAGUAAAACGAGGUUGGGACGGUGGCCGGUCUUCGAGACAGUGGUCUUUCUCGUCGGCCUUCCUGUAUUCCCUCACUGUGAUCACAACUAUAGGGUACGGGCACCUGUCUCCGCGCACCAGUUGGGGCAAGGUCACCACCAUUCUGUACACUCUGCUGGGAAUGCCCCUAUUCCUGCUGUACCUCGCUAAUGUCGGAGAGCUUUUAGCGCGGUGGUUCAAAUGCAUCUACGCACUGGUGUGCCUGUGCCGCGGAUGUCCAGGGUUCACCAGGAGACGGGUCAUCAGGCUACGUCAGUUGGAGCUGAGCGAUGCCGAGAGCAUCGAAUGCCCAGAGCACUGGAGGAGGCGGGCGCUUGUUUACGAGUCCGAUGAUACUGCCGACUAUGGGCCACCGAUACCGCACCCAUACAACUUGCCGAGGCAACAAAGGCACACAGAUACAUACCCACCUCACAGACUAACAUACAAGAGGCCAGACUACCUCCGCAGCGCAUCCAUGCCGGUCCCCCGCGCCCCGCGCGCGAUGCAACCGCGCCGGUGGUCAGAGCCUCCCGAAAGUGUGUCCAGUGACUUCAGCUACGUUACCUUCGACGCUCAGACCAUCACUGUGCCCAUCAGCGUCUGUGUAGCCAUCAUGGUCGGGUACAUCAUGUUUGGGUCCAUGAUAUUCGGCAUGUGGGAAAAGUGGGACCAGCUGGACGGGGCCUACUUCUGUUUCAUUUCGCUGAGCAGCAUCGGCUUCGGCGACUUCGUGCCCGGCGAACGAGUGUACACACAACGAAUAGAGACCUCCUUCAUCGUGUGCUCCAUGUACCUCAUGCUGGGCAUGGCUCUAGUGGCCAUGUGCUUCAAUCUCAUGCAGGAACAAGUGCGCCACUACUUCGCGGGGAUGAAGCGCGCAUUAAGAAGAAUAUGUCGUUGCAAGAGAUGACGACAUACUAUUCAACUAAUGUAUAUAAUGUUACGUAAUUCAUUAUUUUAACUAAUUAUACUUCCCAUUUGUA